GAGGGCUGCGCGCCGACCAGUCAGACAGUCUGUCAGCGGGACCUGAGAGCUGCGCGUAGGACAGAAGGAGCUGGAUAAAGCGCACCGGCUCCGCGCAUGUAUUUGCACAUUUUUCUUUCCCUUCUUCGAUUCCGCCUCGUCUCUUAGGCUGUCGGAUGCUGGAUGCAAUCCAUCCCCGCGUCAAGAAUACACCUCUGACGGACGAACCAUGGACAGCCUAGGCAGCCGCUGUAAGAUUGUGGUUGUCGGGGACACGCAAUGUGGGAAAACGGCACUCCUGCACGUUUUUGCCAAGGACUGCUAUCCAGAGAACUACGUGCCUACAGUGUUUGAAAACUACACAGCCAGUUUUGAGAUAGACAAGCACCGGAUUGAGCUGAAUAUGUGGGACACGUCAGGUUCCUCUUAUUAUGACAAUGUUAGGCCACUGGCGUAUCCUGAUUCUGAUGCGGUUCUCAUCUGCUUCGACAUCAGCCGCCCAGAGACUUUGGACAGUGUCAUAAAAAAGGGGGUUGCCAUGACCCUCUGA
Molecule: messenger RNA, 529 nt
Organism: Micropterus dolomieu (smallmouth bass)
Lineage: Eukaryota; Metazoa; Chordata; Actinopteri; Centrarchiformes; Centrarchidae
Product: rho-related GTP-binding protein RhoN-like
Exons: 4
Coding region: 209-529 (106 amino acids)
Biological process (GO): small GTPase-mediated signal transduction
Molecular function (GO): GTPase activity; GTP binding
Source: RefSeq, a predicted model, not a curated record